UCAUGCUGCUGCCAGGUCCAGAGUGUCUCAUGGGUCCCUGUACGGCCUCCCAUUGCUGCUGUCUCCAUCGCCACACUCUGCCAAUGCGGCCACUUUCAGGUCUCCUCACACCUGCUGGUGGGUUCCAUUUUGUCAUAGGGUGCUGGCAGAUUACGGGCCUCCCAUUGCGCUGCCAGGCCCGUAAUCUGUCAUGGGCCCCUGUACCGCCUCCUCAUGCUGCUGCCAGGUCCAGAGUGUGUCAUGGGUCCCUGUAUACCGCCCCUCAAUGCUGCUGCUGCCAGGUCCAGAGUGUCUCAUGGGUCCCUGUACGGCCUCCCAUUGCUGCUGUACUCCAUCGCGAGCCACACUCUGCCAUGUGCCACUUUCAGGUCUCCUCACGACUGCUGGUGGGUUACAUUUUGUCAUAGGUGCUGGCAUGAUUACGGGCCUCCCAUUGCUGCUGCCCAGGCCGUAAUCUGUCAAUGGGCCCCUGUACCCCGCCUCCUCAUGCUGCUGCCAAGGUCCAGAGUGUGUCAUGGGUCCCUGUACCGGCCUCCUCAUGCUGC
Messenger RNA from Staurois parvus, 545 nucleotides. NCBI's taxonomy places the organism in Eukaryota, Metazoa, Chordata, Amphibia, Anura, Ranidae. The record is from the annotation of a GenBank genome assembly.